AUGGCGAUCCAAACGCGCGCGAGUGCCCAGAUGUACUUGGCGGUAGCACUGGCGAUGGUUGGAGCCGCGACGUUUGGGCUGGACCAGGGGAACUUUGGGAAUGUCCAGGCUUUUGAAUCUUUCCGAGCGGAGUGGUGUGUUGGCAGGUAUGGGGAUGCCGAGAGUUGUAGCGAGCUGGGAUCCUUGCAGAACGACCGCUGGCAGGACUUUGUGACCUGGGGCGCCAGUUUGAUUACCUUUGGUGCGGCGGCUGGCGCAGUGCUGCUAGGACCAUUCGUCACUCACCAGCUGGGCCGAAAGCCAUGUAUCCAGAUGGGAGGUGCAGUCUGCUUCAUGGGCUGUCUAAUGGCCUCCUACUUGUCCUUCCACAAUGUGGCGGAGUUUUUUCUAGGGCGAUUCAUCACUGGGCUGGGUGUUGGACUCAGUUGCUUCGCUCUGCCACUCUACAACGCGGAAAUUUCAACUCCGCAGAUUCGCGGUGCCACCGGGUCCAUCUUCCAGUUGAACGUGGUGAUCGGAUGCUUCGUCUCGUGUUUGGUGACGCUCUUGGACGAUGACUGGUACUUCGGCAUGGUGCUUCCAGGCCUGGCAGGUGCUUUGCUGGUGCUGGGCGGCUUCUUCCUCCCAGAGUCGCCACGCUUUCUCAUGGAGAAGAUGGUGCAUCAACAUCCGGAGGAGGCCUUCAAAUGUGGCCUGCGAUCUUUGAAGCGCAUCAGAUCAGGUGAUGUGAAACCAGAGGCUGAUCAGAUCUUUGAGCAAAUCAGAGCAGAGAUGGAGACGAAGCACAUGGGGUUUCGUGAUCUCUUCCGGGAUCCUAACCUGCGAAAGCGCGUUCUCAUCGCUUGCACCUUGGUGAUUGGACAGCAGGCCACUGGUGUGAAUGCCUUUUUGGGCUAUGCAGCCACACUCUUCAAAGAGUGUGGCAUUGAAAAUCCCAUUUUGUUUGAUUCCAUCUUCAACAGCAUUAUGAUUUUGGGUUGCAUUGCUGGGUUGCUGCUGGUCGACUCACCCUAUGCUGGCCGGCGGUCGCAGCUACUCGUGGCCACUGCCUUGAUGGGACCACCUUUGACCAUUGCUGGCUUUGCCUUGAGAUUCGGCUGGCCACGCAUCAUCACCAUGGCCUCUGUGAUCAUCUACGGCGUUGGUUUCCAGUUUGCCUGGGGUACCAUCCCGUGGAUCUACCCUGCCGAGAUCUUUUCCAUGUCCGAGAAAGAGUCGGCCGUGAGCUGUGCGGUGGGUGUGAACUACGUGGCGAAUGCGGCGGUCGUCUACCUGACACCUGGGUUGAUGAAGUGGUCAACACCAGGUACUCUGCAGAUCUUUGGUCUGCUGAACAUCUUGAACGCCCUUUUUGUCUUCCUCUACAUCAAGGAGACCAAAGGUGUCCCCUUGGAAGACAUCCCAAAGCUCUUCCGGCCGCGGAGCGCGAGCACGAGCGUGCGUUUGAAGGCCGUCAAGGCCAAUCCCCCGCAUGUGGCACCGGCAGCGGUAGUCCAAGGAGAAGGCUUCAGAGCUCCACAGGGAGUGGGACCGCUUUUGCGGCUGACGGCUGGCGCGCUAGCCGUUGGCUACAGGCGUUCGACGCGGCGCGCGGCGGUUCAGCGGGGCGCGGGCGCCAAAGUGGUCGCGCCUGCGGUGAUUCAAGCAGCCCCCGCUGGGUCGGCCGCAAGCUGGCGGGAAAGGCACUGGUUCCCCAUCGCCUCCACCUUGGAGUUGGAUCCUCAACGGCCGACGCCAGUGCGCUUGGAUGGUGUGGACCUGGUGGUCUGGCAGGUCCCUGGUGAAGAAGAUGCCGAGGAUGAGGGAUGGCGAGUCAUGAGCGAUGCAUGUCCUCAUCGUUUGGCACCUUUGUCGGAAGGGCGCAUAGAACCAACGACCAAAUGCCUGCAGUGUGCCUAUCAUGGCUGGGAAUUCAACUCGGAGGGACACUGUACCAAGAUUCCCCAAGUGGAGGAAGCGGCGGCUGAGAAGAUGCGGCAAAACUCACGCUCGCAGGUGCGGAGCUUCCCCACGAAGAUUGCCAUGAAGUUAGUCUGGGUCUGGCUCGGUGAGAGCGAGCCACAGGGUCAUCCAAAGGAUCUGGUGAAAGGAAGUCACUUGGAGUCUGAGUUUGAGGUGGCAGGCACCUACACUAGAGAUUUACCUUAUGGCUACGACAGUCUGGUGGAAAAUCUCAUUGACGUCUCCCACGUGCCCUUCGCACAUCACGGCUUGCAAGGCACUCGCGAUGACGCGGUGCCAGUGUCCAUGACCAUCCCAGAGAUGAAGAGUUCCAACGAGCACGGCGAGAUCUUAAGCUUCACAUUUUGGGAUCGGACCAUGGGCAUGCGGCGGGAAGCGCAGUUCUCUUUGCGAUCGCCGUUCUUCUUCUUCUACCUUGGUGAGUUCAAAGGGGAUGGUGACAACUUGGAGUUCAAAAAGUUCUCCGAGCGCCGCGGAUCCACCGAGCCGGAUGGCAAGCCGCGCUUUCGCUUGAACUGCGCCUGUGUGCCAGUGGCUCCUGGAUGGUCCCGGCUGAUUCUGGCCAAUGCUUCUCGCGGAGGAGACCUGGAUAGUAUCCUUCCACCGUGGGCCAUUCACCUCUUGUCCAACCGCUUCCUUGACAGUGACCUGGCAUUCUUGCACUACCAAGAGCGGAAGCUUCGUGCGAAGGCCGCAGGCCCCGACGGCUGGUCCAGCGCUUACUACAUGCCAGGUGAGUCAGAUCGGAGCAUCGGUGCAUGGCGUCAGUGGUUGGCCAAGGACACUGCCUCCUGCCGUUACGACAGAGGUGCCAUUGCCACCCUCCCCGCUGGCCAGAGAAGAUCUGCUGAAUCGUUGGGAGCAGCACACCGCCAGCUGCAGGCAUUGCCGCGAGGCCUUCAGCAACAUGGAGCUAGUUCAGAAGGCUGCUGCGGCACUCUUCCUGGUGGGGUUGGCUGGAGCUCAGACGCAACUGGCACCCACCUUUCUGUCUUUGCCCAGUGA
This is a messenger RNA of Durusdinium trenchii, 2967 nucleotides long. Lineage: Eukaryota; Dinophyceae; Suessiales; Symbiodiniaceae. The record is from the annotation of a GenBank genome assembly.